Messenger RNA from Lucilia cuprina (Australian sheep blowfly), 6279 nucleotides. RefSeq names its product serine-rich adhesin for platelets-like. Bases 1024 to 6279 code for a protein of 1751 amino acids. The transcript is spliced from 5 exons. NCBI's taxonomy places the organism in Eukaryota, Metazoa, Arthropoda, Insecta, Diptera, Calliphoridae. The record is from RefSeq and is a predicted model, not a curated record.
UGUAUAACAUUAGUAACUGCCAAGAGAUUUAGAGAGCAUUUUAACAUACAGAAAAGGAAAGAAAGAAAAAAAACGAAUUGCACAGUUGUAAUACUACUUGUUGUUGUUGUGGUGUUUGUGUUAUUAUUAUCAAAAAUAUAAAAAAUUAAGAAAUAAUAAAAUAUUAAUAAUUUGAUUUAGUUAUAAAAAUCUCUUUUAAUACAAUCUUCUAAAAUAGGAAAAAUCACAAAAGAAAAGGAAUUGAGAGAAAGAAAGUUUAGUUGAAAAAAUUUUUAGAACUACAAUAAAACGUAACAAAUGUUAAAGGCCUUCAACGUUAGUAAAAAGUAAAAAAUUUAAAAAAAAACAAAAAAAAUGAAACGAAGGACGUCAGUUGUACAGCUGAAAAUGUAAGUGUGUGUGUGUGUUUACAAAAAGUCGAUUUUUUUGACUAAACUUAAGUAUGUAUGUGUAAGAUAACGAAAGUUUAAUAAACGUACUUUGGAAAUAAUUUAACAACACCAAAAAUAGAAAAAGAAAAUAAUGUAAUAAUAAUAAUAAAUUGAACUAAUACUAUUUCUUAAAAAUCAACAAAUCUUUGCUAGUAUUUAGUAUCAUUCAACAAAAAUCUUUACAAUUUGUGAACAACACAGAAAGUCGCUACAAACAAAACAAAAAUAUAAAAAAUAAAACGUCUCAUUAUCGAAUUAAAUAUAAAAUCAAAGUUAUAACUAUAUCUGGUCUUCAAAUGUGUUAAAAAUAUCAAAACAAAUGAUUCCGGAAUUAUAAAGAAGAAAAUAUAAACUUUAGAAUAAAAAAUAUGUAUUAGCACUAAAUGUAACAACCGUAACAAAGUGAUACAGAAUGAUCAAAUGAUGUUAUGGCAUACAUAGAUUAACACUAAACAAAAUCAAUUUUGCCUUUUUCGAGCCGAUAAAUUUAACAAACAUAAUUUAAAAUAACAAAAAUCAAAAAAUAAAUAUAUUAACACCAAUACCAAUAAAAACAACAUGCUAAUUAAUAACAAUACAGCAUAUUUGAAAUAUGACGUCUUACACUCAAAACGAUUAUUAUUUUACUGAAAUCGAUGCCUUAUCCUGCAAUAACCGACCAAUUAGCAGCACCUUACGCAAUAAAGGUACGUAUAAUGCGUAUGAAAGUCAAACAGAAGAUGAAACAACUAGUUAUGAUAUAUAUGGCAACCAAGAGUACAACGACGGAAGUAGCUGUGAUAGCUACAACCAUCAACAAAGAUCUACGUCUACGAUGUCAAAUGCCGACAACUUAAUGUACCAUCAUGAUGCCUGCAGUGGCGAUAGUUAUGAUAUUUAUUCGACGCUUGAUUAUGGUGAUUAUGACAAUCUUAGAGGAGAGUGUAUCUAUGGAACGACGUCAGAAGGAGAAGAUGGAAAUUCCCGACCAUUUACGGCUCUUGGAGAUAGUAAUAAUAAAAUGUUGCCACAAGUACCGCCAGUGCAGUAUAGUCAUAGUAUGUGGGAUGGUAUGUACAGUAGUGGCCAGCACAGGCAAAGUAAUGUCAGUCUACCGUCAACGCCAACAUUCCGUUAUAACGGUGGAAGUGUUGGCGGUAGAGGAGUGGGCUCUAAUAAUGGGGAUUGGGACAGAGGCUUCAUUGUGGAUGGCGUGAAAGCUCAGUUGAAUGGUCAACGACAUUGUGAUGAUGGUGGAUGUGGCUCGGGCUUUCACGGACAUAGACCACCGGAACGCAUAUUACCUUUGCCCCAGUCUCAGCAGCCUCAAACAUAUACUAAGAAAUAUUUAAAGCAACCAUUUUUUGAAGAUAAUUUCGACAACAUGGCAACAACUACAUCAUCAAUGUCAGCAUAUAGAAAUCAAAUAAAUCUAGAUUACAAAAAGGAUAUUUCUGUACAACACACUAUUACACGAAAACUUCCGCCUUACAAUCUCUAUUAUGAUAAUGGCAGUUUAAUCGAACCAUCACAGAAUAGCCGUGAAACAGAUUAUAAUAACUCCUACAACACCUAUGAUUCUCCACGCUACUCAAUAGAGCCACGCCCACAUACCGCCAUGCAAUCAAGAGAUGACUAUAACGAUUUCGGUUUGAAUUCAAUGGACAAUAUGUCAACGUAUAGCGACACUGUUGUACCAACAGCAAACACUUAUGCCAACCAACAAAAACUACAAGAUUUGCAAAAAUGCCGUUACUCCAUCAUUAUGGCCAUGACAACAGCAUCUGUCAUUGCUAGCGGCGAAACCCGUAUACCACAACAUUUGCUAAAGAAAACAAUAAAGCCAACUGCAAGCCACGUAACGGAUACAACAACAAGUGGAGCAUUAAAAGGGGGGACUGGUGCUGGCCUGAGAUCAUCGUCGGUCUCAUAUAUGUAUGACGAUAGUAAUAGUGGUUUUGGGGGAAUAGGCAGCAACAACAAAAAAAGUAGUUUUAGUGGGAGUAAUAAUUUAACGACAUGUGCCUAUACAAACAGCUCUGCUGCUCUUCCCCCUGUUACGUUAACGACAGCAGCUUCAUCGUCAAUGCUGUUGUUGUCGUCAGCCUCACCAAUUGUAGCUGAUAGUGCAAACAGCGUCAUUAAAAAUAACACUGCAUCUACUACAGAAACAGCAUCGUCAGGUUUGUCGAUGCUAAAAAACUUGACUUCUAGAAAAUUGCCAAAACAUCACACUGGUCGUGGUCACGAUGUGCCCACCAACAAACAAUUGCCGCAAUCACCUCAGUACCCGUUAAGUCAUGACGUAACGGUCAAAACACUACCAGUAACCCCACAAACAACAUCGUCGCUGAAAGCGAACGAUACAUUAGAUAACAUUAAUUUACCAUCGUCCAUUUUAUCAGCAACAUUAAUAACAUCAACCUCAUCAACAUCUAAGUAUUCGUUACCAUACCAAGGUACAUCUUUAGCAUCAAGCUCACUUUUAGCAACAACAACAAAAACUACAGAUAUAGCAGCGACAUCGUCAUCAUCAUCCAAAAAUGUAGUAACAACAGCAGCAACAACAACAACAGGCAAUUUGCUGCCUAACAAUAAUAACAAUACCCCAGAUUUAAAAAAUUCUGACAACGUGAAUAAUUAUAAAAAUAAUAACUUUUUCAAUAAUAAUGUCCGAACUACUGACGACAAAUAUUCCACAGAAUCAUUUCAAACGAAAUCAGAAACAUCAGUAAACGGUGAAGAAAACCCCGUAUAUCAUUUGUCAACUACGCCGUCCAGAUUAAACUGUCUAUCAGCAAUAAAUGACUCAUCUGCGUCCCCACAAUUCAAAAUUGGAACGGCAUUCGAUUCAUUAAUUUCCUCAUCAUCACGAAUAACAACAACAAGUGAUACAACCACAACAACAAUAUCAACAACUGAACUUGACAAUGAUUAUAAGACGACUUUUACCGACUACACCGACUAUUUAAAAACUUAUACAUUGCCAACAUUUUCCUCCUCCAGCAACAGUAGCAGCAAUAACACAAAUCUCCAAUUUACCCUUAACCAAAAUAAUAGCAUUAGUAGUAGCAGUUAUUUACCAUAUCCUAGUCUAGAUAUUAAUACCGAUUACUUAACACAACUCACGUCAUCUAUAACCACAUUAUCCACAACUCUCACUUCAUCACCGGUAACGUCUACUACAAUACCAGUCACAACGUCAGUACCAACAUCAACAAUAUUAGCAAUAAAUAACAGGGGACUUAAUAACAUAAUAACAGCUUUAAAUUUAAGUGAUAAUAAUAUAAGACGUAAAAGUAGUAUUAGUUCGCCCGUAUCAAAAAUUUCAAGUCCCAGUGGCGGUGUUGUUCCAAUUACCUCAAUAUCAAGCUGUACAGCAACAACAACAUUGUCAUCAAACGUUCAAACAUCUAUAGCGUCCCCAUCAUCAAACACCUUAACAACAUAUUUAGAUCAAACAUCAAUGAGCACAUCCACCAUACUACAACACGAUCCUAACCACGAGGUUGGAAAAGAAAAGAUGGAAACUAGUUUAGACACAAAACAAGUUACAAAUACCAAUGAGUCAGCUUCAUUAAUGUGCAUAGACCAAUACGAUAAUUAUUUAAAAGACUAUAAGCUCGAUUUUAUAUCGACCUCCACAAUUAUAACAGCAACAACAUCAUCACCUACAACACAUACUUCAGCGACGACAACAACCUCUUCUGCAUCCGCAUCCUCUUCAACGUUGAAUAAUUCAUGGCCGACAAACACAAUGUCGUUGUAUGCAAUAGCAACCACGACCACAACAAUAAAAUCAAAGGACAAUACUAGUUGUUAUACGAUAGACAACAAUAAAGGAUCUACAGAUACUGUAUUGUCAACAUUUACACCAAAUUGUUUGUUUACAACAACUGAAACUAAAGCGCCUAAUGCUGAAUUAACACCAACGGCAGCCACAACUACAUCCGCAUUAACAUCAACAAAACACUCGGUGACAACAACUGCUGAGGUUGACACUAUAAAGUCAACCUUAUUAUAUGCAGACUACUUAAAACACUAUAAUAAUACAGUGACAGCGUCUUCGUCCACAUCAUUCGUAUCAGAAAUAACAGAUAAAACAUCUCAAGAGCUACCUGCUUAUAUAUUGGACUUUCUUACGACCUCAUCAACUAGUGAUUAUGAUAGUCAAAACUAUUUAAAUUUAUAUAAAUUUAAAGAAGAGGACAUGAUAACAAACUUAACCUCAGAUUUAACGUCUUUAAAGGUCACCCCCACCACAACCAAUAAUAACGAUAUUACAAUAAACAGCCAGAGUUGUAUUAAGGAUGCCCCCUUAACAACUGUUAAGGAUUUAGCUGUAACAUCUACCAUAUCGACUACAUCAGCGUUAAUUCCAGCGGUCACAACUCACACAACAUCUGACUUGAUUGUAACAUCUUCACCGUCAGUAUUCACACUAAAUGAAGCAUCUACAAAAAACCAACUGACUGCCACCACUGCCUUGACGACUAUGGUUGAUUUUGACGAUAAUUUUUAUAACAGUUUCAGUGUGAAUCUGAAUUCAUUGAUGGGCGCCGAUGCUGUAAUUAGUACUAACGCAGUGACAGCAGUAACAUCAGAAGCAGCUUCUGAAAACUUAAAACCCUCAUUUAUAUCUGAUACAAAAUCAUCCAAUGAUACAUUCACCGCGCCAGUAUAUUUACAUUCAGACACUACAAGCAAAUCUCUGUUUAACAUUAGUACCUUAGUUGAGAGUAGCAGUGAACCUGGUGAUGCUACAAGUGAUUUUUAUACUACAACAUCAACAUUGGCAACAACAGCUACAGGAAUAUCAACAAUGCAAUCAUCUUCAGUACCAUCAUCGACAACCUCUCAAAAAUCAACAACGGCUGGCAUUAAAGCGGCCUCAAUGUUGGGUGGACUUUCGCAGAGUCUGAAGGGAGGAUUGGAUGGUGUCCUGGCCGCUGCAACCAGCAAUGAACCACAACAACAGAAAAAAGGUUUCGGUUUUAGUUUAGCCUCAAAGCUUGUACCCAACGUUGGUGGCUUAUUAGGUUCUGCCACGAAAUCCGCUACCACUCAACCAACAAAAACUGUUGAGCCCACAACAACUCAAAGUAUCCAAACAACCGAGUCAUUCCAAAAGCAAAUCGAUUACAACUAUGAUUCAACUUUGGUUACUACAGCUGCUAUAACUAACAGCAAUUUUGUGUCAUCUUCCGUAAAUGGGGAACCAUAUUAUGAAGAUGUUCCAAUAAGUACAAAUACUAGCAAAGAUAUGGACUUUGUGUUGUCAUCGCAUACGACAGAUAUAUAUGGCAACGGAGAACAGCAACAUGGUGGCCUUUACUAUAAUAGUAGUCAAACAACGUUUUAUCAUAUGACAAGUAGCCUUGAUUAUGCACAGGACGAAACGGCAAAUCAUACAGAACAAAUGAUGUUUUACGAUGACGCUGCCACUGGAAAUAUGCACGAUAUAAAUAAAGAGUAUUUUGAUGAUGAAAGCCAGGCAAUUGAUGUGUAUGGCGGAUUUAGUGAGUAUGAACAUGUCACAACUACAGGACAUUAUAUUGAUACCUCCAAAGCGUAUUCCACUGUAAGUGACACAGUACCCAGUGCCGUUUCAACGUGUACACCAAUGGCAUCAACAACUAUGCAAUCGAAUAAUUCGACGACAGUCACAGCAGCUAAGAAAGCCACAAGUUCUAUAUUGUCCUCUCUAACUAAUGUAGCUUCUCAGAUUUCGCAACAAACUUCUACAGUACCUGCUACUACCACAGCUGCAGCAUCGACAUGUAGUAGUACAAAACCAUCAAGUGGCGGUAGCAUGUUUGGUUCCUUCCUUGGCUUUCCAAUAACGGCCUUUAGAAAAGUUCUUAAUUAA